AUGGACACCUACAAGAUCUAGUGUUAUUUGCUCGAAAAAUUUUUCUGAGGAGUCAUUCGGUAGAACAUUAAAAUGUUAUCUUAAUCUCAAACCAAAUCCUGUUCUGACAAUACAUCCAAACCAGAUAGGAAAGAUCACCACCUGCCAAGAUACUAGUACUAUCAAAUACAGUAUUAAGACCUGCUUUCGACUUAUCCCUUCUACAGAAACAAGCAGUUAGUAUAAGACAUCAUAGCAAAAAACUUAAUUACUUAAA
Molecule: messenger RNA, 256 nt
Organism: Acanthoscelides obtectus
Lineage: Eukaryota; Metazoa; Arthropoda; Insecta; Coleoptera; Chrysomelidae
Source: the annotation of a GenBank genome assembly